This is a messenger RNA of Salvia hispanica, 1857 nucleotides long. Its product is annotated as ABC transporter G family member 9-like. Gene Ontology annotation, molecular function: ATP hydrolysis activity; ATP binding; ABC-type transporter activity. The record is from RefSeq and is a predicted model, not a curated record. NCBI's taxonomy places the organism in Eukaryota, Viridiplantae, Streptophyta, Magnoliopsida, Lamiales, Lamiaceae. Gene Ontology annotation, cellular component: plasma membrane. Gene Ontology annotation, biological process: transmembrane transport.
AUGGCCGACCUCGAGGCACAGCAGGAUGACCAAUCCUCGACCAUCUUAGCCCGACCAAAUCUGCCUGUUACACUGCAGUUUGAUGAGGUAGUGUACAAGAUAAAAAUGAAUGAGGGAGGAUGGUCAGAGUUGAUGAAGAGGAAUGCGGAAGAAGAAGAAAGAGUCAUCCUUAAAGGGAUCUCCGGCAGCGUGCUGCCCGGAGAGAUGCUUGCAAUGCUGGGGCCCUCGGGCAGCGGCAAGACGACCCUGCUGACCGCCCUGGGCGGCAGGCUAGGCGGCGAUCUCACCGGGACCAUCACUUUCAAUGGGCAGCCGUUGUCGAAUGCAAUGAAGCGCAAGUCAGGCUUCGUCACCCAAGACGACGUCCUCUACCCUCACUUAACUGUGACGGAGACGCUCGUCUACACGGCCCUCCUUCGGCUGCCCGGUUCCCUGACGAAGGCGGAGAAGGUUGGGCAGGCAGAGGCUGUGAUUGCGCAGCUUGGCCUGUUGAGGUGCAGUAACAGCAUCAUCGAUGGGCCAGUUGCGAGGGGGGUAUCCGGGGGUGAGCGGAAACGGGUGAGCAUCGGACAGGAGAUGCUCACCAACCCGAGCGUGUUGUUCCUUGACGAGCCAACCUCGGGAUUGGAUUCGACCACCGCCCAAAGAAUCGUUUCCACGCUCUGGGAGCUCGCAAAUGGGGGCUGCCGCACAGUGGUGAUGACCAUUCACCAACCCUCGAGCAGGAUCUUCCAUAUGUUCAGCAAGGUUCUUCUGCUUUCGGAUGGGAAUCCGAUGUAUUUCGGCAAAGGAGCCGAUGUCUUGGAGUACUUUUCUAGUUUGGGGUUUUCCCCGGGGAUGGUUGCCACGAACCCAGCUGAUUUCUUGCUGGAUUUAGCAAAUGGAGUGGCAACGGGCGAUACCGAUGAAGACCUAGAAGAGGUUAAGCAGAGAUUGGUGACUGCUUACAAGACGGCCACUGUGAGGGAAGAGCUAUCAGUAGCCGAUUAUGACAGUGGUGCUCUUCCAGCCGAUGAUGAUAGGCGCUGGUCGAAUCCAUGGAUUGCUCAGUUCUCGAUCUUGCUGGGGAGGGGGGUCAAAGAGAGGAAAUAUGAUUCCUUCUCAAGGAUUAGGAUUGUGGAGGUUUUGGUUGCUGCCCUCGUCUGCGGACUCCUUUGGUGGCAAUCCGACAUCGACCACUUGCAAGACCAAGUGGGGCUCCUAUUCUUCUAUGCCGAGUUUUGGGGGUUCUACCCCAUGUUCCAGACCGUCUUCGCAAUCACUCAAGAGCGUAUGAUGCUCACGAAAGAGCGAGCAUCGGGCAUGUACCGCCUAUCAUCCUACUUCAUGGCCCUAAACCUCAACCUGCCCAUGGAUCUAGUCCUCCCCACCAUCUUCUAUGCCAUGACCUACACCAUGGCGGGCCUCAAGCACACUGCCGGAGCCUUCUUCUCGGGCCUCUUCGUGCUUCUCUACAGCGUCCUGUGCACCCAGGGGCUCAGCCUCGCCAUUGGGGCAGCCUUGAUGGACGGGAAGUCUGGCGUUACGCUUGGAGCCAUCAUCGUCAUCACCUUUCUACUGUCAAGUGGCUUCUUUGUUCAGCAUGUCCCUAUAUUCAUUAGCUGGAUCAGGUAUAUUUCGAUCAGCUCACACACCCUCAAUCUCCUGCUGUGGUCGCAGUAUGAGACUGAGGAGACCUUUCAUUGCACCGCAAACCACACUUGCCUAGUGAGGGAUUUUCCCUCCAUUAGAGCUGCAUGGAUUGGCGGGACUGUCAGCGCCGUGUCAGCCUCGUUCGUUGCCAUGACUGGGAUGCUCGUGUUUUAUAGGCUCAUAGCCUAUCUUUUCCUUAUGAGACUCAGUGUCCCUAGGAAAUAG